This is a messenger RNA of Soboliphyme baturini, 617 nucleotides long. Lineage: Eukaryota; Metazoa; Nematoda; Enoplea; Dioctophymatida; Soboliphymatidae. The record is from the annotation of a GenBank genome assembly.
AUGCUACGAUUCGUAGAACUUCAUUCCUGCGCUGAACAGCCCUGCAAAAACAAAGGAACAUGUUUCGACACUUGGGAUUCGUAUAUCUGCAGGUGUUUGUCGGCGUUCACCGGGGCAGAAUGUGAAGAGAGUAAGAAUGUUUCUGCCGCCAAACUCCAUUCCUGCGCUGAGAAGCCUUGCAAGAACAAAGGAACCUGUGUUGACACUUUUGAUUCGUACUACUGCAGGUGUUUAUCGGCUUUCACCGGUGCAGACUGUGAAGAGAAGCUUAAGUCCUGCGCUGAAAGGCCCUGUAGAAACAAGGGAACUUGUGUUGACACGUGGGAUUCGUACAGUUGUUCUUGCUUAGCUGCUUUCACCGGUGAAAAAUUCAUUCCUGCGCUGAAGAGCCCUGUAAAAACAAAGGAACUUGUGUUGACACCAGGGAUUCUUUCAGUUGUUCGUGCUUGUCUGCUUUCACUGGUGGUGUUUGCGAACAGAAACUUCAAUCCUGCGCUGACGAGCCGUGUAAAAAUCGAGGAAGUUGUGUGGACACGUGGGAUUCUUAUAACUGUUCGUGCUUAUCGGCCUUCACGGGUGAAAAUUGCGAACAGAGUAGGAUCUUAUUGUUUCUAACU